AUGGCGAGUUCAUUUCCGAUACAGAAAACGAACGGUUCGCUGAGCCAAGCUACAGCGAAAGCGUGGGAGGCGCUGCUCGAACAGCACUCUCAGGCCCUCGAGACAGCUAGCAGUGAGGGAACCGCCGCCUCUCAACAGCGCCAUCGAAGCAGAGGCCAAUUACUCGCGCGAGAACGCGUCAACCUGCUCCUCGACUCGGAUUCUCCGUUCCUCGAACUAUGCGCCUUGGCGGGCCAUGAUCUCGAGGAUUCAUCCCCAUGUGCGUCUUUGGUUGCUGGCAUUGGCACUGUCUCUGGUGGCGCAUGGAACGAGCUUACAGUGUUGAAGCAGAACAGAGUCACCCAGAUUGCCACGGAAAACGACCUUCCCAUGAUCGGACUUGUUCAGUCGGCCGGCGUUUUCCUUCCCCAGCAGUUCAAAGUGUUCCACAAAGGGGGACAAAUCUUUCGAGAUCUGGCCACCCGAAGCGCCCAAGGGAAGCCCAACUGCACCGUCGUCUUCGGAUCCUCGACUGCUGGCGGAGCAUAUCAUCCAGCCAUGUCUGACUACACCAUCUUUGUCGAGAACCAGGCGCAGGUCUUCCUUGGCGGCCCGCCGCUUGUUAAGAUGGCUACCGGUGAGAUUGUUGAUGCGGAGACUUUAGGAGGGGCGAAGAUGCAUGGCACAGUUACGGGUCUAGCAGAUCAGAUUGCGACCGAUGAGUUUGAUGCGAUACGAAAAGCCCGAGACUGGGUAAAAACUCUCAAGACGCCCUUGGUCAAAGAACUGAGUAGCACCGAGUCCCUUCCACCACGCUACUCACCCGCAGAGCUCUUGUCAAUUGUUGACCCUGAUAUCCGCAAAGCUCUUAAUAUGAGAGAAGUGAUCCUCAGAGUUGUUGAUGACUCUCGAUGGCUAGACUUUAAGCCAUCCUUUGGACAGAAUCUCAUUACAGCCUGGGCUAAUAUCUAUGGCAAGUUCCAUAUGAAGUCACCGAUGUUCCUGCACAACGUUACCGGCUUCAUGGUAGGUCAGAAGGCCGAAGAGUCUGCCAUCAUCAAGCACGGCGCCCAAAUGGUCUCUGCAGUAAGCUGUUCUACCGUGCCUCACAUCUCUAUCAUCAUCGGCGCUUCCUACGGGGCCGGUAACUACGCCAUGUGCGGAAGAGCAUAUCAGCCUCGUUUCCUGUUCUCGUGGCCGUCUGGUCGCUGUAGCGUUAUGGGACCAGAUCAACUUGUUGGAGUGAUGGAAUCUAUCGGCGGCGGCAAGAAUGGGACAAAUGGAAGCGUUGGAAAGGCGAGGAAGUCAAGCGAGGAGCUUCGUCAGGAUGUGCUCAGAGAUGGAAGCUGCUAUUGCACCAGUGCUGUGCUCCUUGACGAUGGCGUUAUCGACCCCCGGGAUACACGCGAUGUCCUGGGCGUGUGUUUGGAUAUCACGGCCUGUUCGGGUUCACAGGGAGCACAGAGUCAUCGGGGCCUGGCCAGAAUGUGA
This is a messenger RNA of Scedosporium apiospermum, 1470 nucleotides long. RefSeq lists its product as uncharacterized. The record is from RefSeq and is a predicted model, not a curated record. NCBI's taxonomy places the organism in Eukaryota, Fungi, Ascomycota, Sordariomycetes, Microascales, Microascaceae. Gene Ontology annotation, molecular function: ligase activity. The transcript has 8 exons. The coding region runs from base 1 to 1470 and encodes 489 amino acids.